AUUCACGAUUGUGAACUCCCAUUUCAAUCUCGAAUUCCAUUGAGCUGGCACACUUAGACAGCCGUGGACGCUGCCUGCGGAUCGCAGCAAGGUAACGGGUGACUGUACCUAUAGAAACAAGCAUAACACAUCGCUGCCCACUUCUAUUGCUCGUAAAACUCUCACCGGCCAGGUUCUUUCCUCACCAUUCACCGAGCCGCCCGGACAGAAACAGUAGACGCACAUGCGGCAGUGACCAGUACCGAACAGCCGCUCGGCUAUCUCAUGCCCCUGAGGCUGGCGUAAGAACUUACAUGACAAACGCCAAGACCGUCCAGGCUUGAGGUGCAUCGCGAUGGCGUCGAUACCCAAGGGCGAGGCGGUCCACAAGAAGAAGGAUGGCAUCAUCACUCUCACCGCAGACCGCAAGAAGGUUAUCUGGACGCCCAAUGCCGCUCCGACGGGUCCUCCGAGCGUGGCGAUAGAGAUCAGCAGCAUCACAAACCUCCAGCAGACCCCAGCGACAUCUGCCAAGAUUAUGGUCAAGAUCUUCGAGAAGGGCGCUGACGGAGCGGAACCAACCCCAUAUCUCUUCCAUUUCAACUCGCCGACCAACCCUUCUGAGCAGGCAAGCGCCAUCAAAGAUUUGCUGUCGAGACUCAUAGCGGAUGCCAAGGCGAAUGAUGGCAGCGUCACGCGUCUAGAUGGCGGCCCAGCGGCAGAUGCCAUGGCUCUGGCCAGAGCCGCGAACAAAACGGCUUCGGCACAGCUCUUUGACGACUCCAGGCUCAAGACCGAUAUCAUGCUGCAGCAAGGGCUCAUGCGAGAAGACAAGGCGCUUGCAAGAGUGUAUCUCAAGGCUCGAGAGACCAAGCCAGCCUCGAUGUCUGACACGGCCUUCAACACACAGUUCUGGUCAACGAGGAUCAAUGUACUUCGCUCUUACGCCAUACAAAGCAGCCAGAAGAAAGGCCCCUAUAACGUCCUUGCACAGCUCAAGCCAGAUCUCGUCUCGAGCACCGAUCCAAAUGAUGCAAACAAGAUGAAGCUCAAGAUGAACACGGAGCAGCUCCAGCGUAUCUUCAUUCAGCACCCUCUGGUGAAACGCAUCUACAACGAGAACGUCCCGCCGCUGAACGACUACGAGUUCUUUUCCAAGUUCUUUCUUAGCAAACUGUACAAGCAGCUCCGUGGAGAGCGCCCAACAGGCAUGGAAGAGGCACAGAAGAUAUUUGACAAAUAUGACGAGAAGGACGAUAUCUCGGCCUUCUCCAACAAGGCUCUGGCGGAACAUAUGCCGCAGAUCAUCAAUCUCGAGGGAAACGAAGAAAACCAGGGCGGAUUCAAAGGAGGUAAUCGCAAGGACGUAGAGAUGCGUCCUCGUGGAAGGAGAGAAGUCCCCAUCAUUGCCACCCUCAACGCAGUGAGCGAGCGUUUGCUGAGAGAAACGGUGCCGCUCGACACGACUGUGGACACGAGCCUACCGGACUACGAUACGUACCAUGAAGUUGCCCUACGCGAUCUUGCUGGCAGCACUGAAGAAAGCCGGAUAGCCUUGAACAUCAAAGAGCAGAGCAGGUUCUUUGGGAAUUCCGGAGAGAAGACCUCCAUCACGAAUGAAGCCCUGACGAAGGCACAAUCAUCCAAAGUCCUCAAGGAUACUCGUUCAGAACUAGAGAGACUGAAAAGCGAUGGCGCCGGUGGUAUUGCUCUGCACGACUCGCUGGGAAUUGACGAUGAAAUGGACAGCGACGAUGAGGCUGAGCAGCCGCCACACGUCGGCUCUCGAGCGUCGCGAAAGGAAGCACAAACUCAAAUGCUGGAAAGCAUCGUACAGCGUCGUGCGCAUCUUUAUGGCCACAAUAUGGACGACACAACUCCUAUGGGCUUGCCCGAAGACGUCGCCGCGAGCUGCACACUCACGCACGCCACAACGAUGGAGUUUCUAAAUCAAUUCUGGAACGCCUUCCUGUCGGGCGAUCCAGAUCGGGCGGCUGAGUUGGGAUACCUGGCAGACUCGCUCAACAGAUCAAAGGAGCGGAUAGAGGCAGUAGCCGUGGAGGCUGAAAAGGCUCGCGAUGCCGAGAUCAAAAAGAAGAAAGAAGAGAUCAGGGCAUACUUUGAGAAGACGGGCCGAAAGCGUACCUUCAACUUCAAGUCUGUCAGAGGCGGCCGGGAAGCUGUGCUGAAGCUAAUGGAUCCUGUGUCAAAGACUUUGGAUAGAGCUCUCGCGGACUACAAGCGAGCGUUAGAAGCGGAGGGAAUCCAGGCCAGUACGGAGCUAUGAAGCUAUUCUGCUACCCAGACUGCGGAUAUGAGGGCCCUAUCUAGAUAAACAAGCAUAUCAGAUGUCAAAUUGAGAUAGAGACGGACACCCAUCGUCUCAGACUGCCCUUGUCCGUCCUUGCACACUGUG
This is a messenger RNA of Microdochium trichocladiopsis, 2395 nucleotides long. Its product is annotated as RNA polymerase II transcription factor-related protein. Gene Ontology annotation, biological process: nucleotide-excision repair; transcription by RNA polymerase II; transcription by RNA polymerase I. The transcript has a single exon. Gene Ontology annotation, cellular component: transcription factor TFIIH holo complex; transcription factor TFIIH core complex. The coding region runs from base 335 to 2266 and encodes 643 amino acids. Lineage: Eukaryota; Fungi; Ascomycota; Sordariomycetes; Xylariales; Microdochiaceae. The record is from RefSeq and is a predicted model, not a curated record.